AAAAUAUGAAAAUAUCGAGAACGUAAAUUGUAAUUAACUUUUACAUAACCCGAUGAAGCUGAUGACAUGGCUUGUGAAGUAGUCCAGAUCAUCAACUGAAUUAACUAAUAUCGAGGGGAAACCGUUAAAAGGAGAAAGGCAGCCCCCAUCCCUCUCCCUCCCUCCCUGUCUUCAAGGAUCUCCCUCUCUUCUCUCUGCAACUAAUUAGGGUUUAAAGUCACUCAAAUAAUCACAAUUAUCGUGGUUUUUCUAUCAACGUCAAGUAAUUCCGAAGUUUAGCAUGGAAGGGGGGAAUGGAAGCGAGGUAGAAAGAGAAGAAGAUGAUUCUGUGAGCGAUAUUCUUCAAGACCGAUUUAGACUCUCAGCCAUAUCCAUUGCCGAGAAUGAAGCAAAGAAAAAUGGCGUGGAGAUAUCUGAACCAAUAACUUCUUGCAUUGCUGAUUUGGCCCUUAAUUAUACAGAACAACUUGCGAAGGAACUUGAGGCAUUUGCACAGCAUGCCGGUCGUAAAUCUGUGAACAUGGAAGAUGUCAUACUUUCUGCUCACAGAAAUGAACAUCUUACUGCGUUAUUGAGGUCAUUUUGCAAUGAUCUGAAAGAAAAAGAGCCCCAAUCUGAGAGAAAGCGGAGGAAAACAUCGAAAAAGGAAGAUAAAGCCACUACAAGUGCUGUGGAAAACCAAACUAAGCAAAACGAAGUCUUCAAAAAGACCGCUGAUUCUGGUCUUUAUCUAUAGUCCGCGCGUAGCAAUCAUUAUUCUCAGCUGAGUGUAUCUGCCUGCUUCUGUGGUGUUGAGAUAUGGCCACAGCUGACAUCCAAUAUUGAAUCAGUUUCCUCCUUUUUAAUGUGAAGCUCGACCUUGUUCCAAAAUAUUACAUGGGAAUUUUUCAAAGUUUCUGAUUUUGUUAUAUGGAGUCGGUCAAACGCUUACAGGAAUACUCAUAUAUACAUUCUCUCUCACUUUCUUUGCAUCCUCAUGUAUU
Molecule: messenger RNA, 983 nt
Organism: Populus nigra (black poplar)
Lineage: Eukaryota; Viridiplantae; Streptophyta; Magnoliopsida; Malpighiales; Salicaceae
Product: protein MHF1 homolog
Exons: 6
Coding region: 281-736 (151 amino acids)
Biological process (GO): replication fork processing; resolution of meiotic recombination intermediates
Cellular component (GO): Fanconi anaemia nuclear complex; FANCM-MHF complex
Molecular function (GO): protein heterodimerization activity; chromatin binding
Source: RefSeq, a predicted model, not a curated record